This is a messenger RNA of Phyllostomus discolor (pale spear-nosed bat), 1194 nucleotides long. RefSeq names its product nascent polypeptide-associated complex subunit alpha, muscle-specific form-like. Bases 1 to 1194 code for a protein of 397 amino acids. The record is from RefSeq and is a predicted model, not a curated record. Lineage: Eukaryota; Metazoa; Chordata; Mammalia; Chiroptera; Phyllostomidae. The transcript has 4 exons.
AUGCGGGAGGCCAGUGGCCCCACCACGCAGUGGAUUUCAGAGAAAUGGGAGCAGCUUUGUCUGACAUGUGUACCCGCCUCGCCACCCCCCACCUCCCGCACAGCCCUCCGCCCGUCCCUUAGCUGCCCGGCGGCCUACACGCAGCCCCGGGGUUGGAAUCUGCCGGCCCUCGGCUCUCCGCCCCGACGGAACCGUGGCGCGGAGCCGACCCCGCCCAUUCACGACCUCCAGUCGGAGUCAGACACUCGCGCCUCGGUGGUCCCGCUGUGCACGGGGCCACGCAGGGAGCGAGGUCCGGGCUGGGAGCGAGACAGGCGCCUAGUCCCGGGGGCCUGGUCAGAGCGGAGGCGGGAAGCGCAGCCAGACGGGGCUGCCAGCUCUCGCCCCACCCCAACCCGCGAGGGGGCGCCGCGUCCCCAUGACAACGCAACACCCCACCCCCCAGCCUCCCUGAGGUCCGAGCCCCCAGCUAAGCGGCUCUUUCGGCCGUGGGUGGUGCCCCCACAGUGCCCGAGCGGGGAGCUGCUGGCCGGCUCCAGUGAGGGGCGCGCGAAGCUGGGGUCCCCGACGCCCCGGUGGUGCCCCCCGCGCGUCCUCGUUGGGUGGCCGGCCCCGGGCGGGCGGCGCGGCCCCACCAGGAUUGGCUGCUACCCCGUGACAUCACGCGGCUCGGGGAAAAGUGCGAGCGUGAGCGCGAGUCGGAGCCACAGCGCCGGGAGCUGCGGGCGGAGCAGGGGCCGCCCCUCGGCACCCGGUCCCCGCCCCCGGCCCGCGGCCCGGCCGCCCGCCCCGCCCGCUGGCCCGCGGGGCCGCCCUCCCAUCCCGCCGUCUGUCAGGUGCGAGUGGAGCGGGGCGGAGGUGUCUGAUUCAAGGGCCACAGCGUUCCCGGAGCCCCAGAGUAAAAGCCUGAGAACCCACCCUACCCCUCACGGGGUCCGGAGCACGCGCUCCCGUUUGGUCUUGGAAAGGGGGAUGGGGGAGCUCGAGGACCCGGCAAAAAACGGUGUCCACGCCCAGAGGCGGCCGGAACUGCAAGCUAAGGGGUUGGGGGAGGGCGGGGCCUUGGAGAGACAGGGCCCCAUCGACCACCGGGGCGACGUGGAGGAGCCUCCUGAUGGGCCCCGUAAUAAGUCUCAGCAAGGCCCUGCAUGCCCGCCCAAACCCCAGGCUCGAAAAAACAGGUGCCCCGUCUAG